GUAUGCUGACCAAUCAGCUGCAGAUCCAGGGAGACGUGGGUGAAGCUGGUGCGCCUGUGGAACCCCUGGGGCCACGGAGAGUGGAACGGAGACUGGAGCGACCGGUCUCCUCUGUGGCGAAGCGUCAGCACAAAGGACCGCGAAAAGUGCCUCACUGUGGCGAAUGACGGAGAGUUUUGGAUGAGCCUGGAGGAUUGCUGCAGAUAUUACACCAAUAUCGAAAUCUGCGGCAUGAGACCCGACUUCCUGGACGAAGACCCGGCCUGCCACUGGAAGACGUCCAUGUACGAGAACCGCUGGGUGGCAGGAACCACGGCUGGAGGCUACAUCAACCACACAGAGACUUUCUGGACCAAUCCCCAGUAUCGGCUCAAGGUUUGUGGAAAACCCGAUUCCUCUCAGACCAGGAACACCCUGGUGUCUCUCAUGCAGAAGCUGGACAAGAGGAACAGGCGUUCGGCGCAGCUCUUCUUCAUCGGCUUCUUCAUCUUUGAGGUGCCAGAAAAAGAUGAGAAACACGCCGGAAAGUUCCCGGCAUCGUUCUUCAGCAGCCAUAGACCCGUUGCCCAAACCAAGAAGUUGAUGAAGUCCCGUGAAGUGAUGGAGUUUGUGACACUGAAGCCCGGAGAAUACGUCAUCGUGCCGUGCACCGACAACCCCAACCAGACCGCCUCCUUCCUCCUGACCAUCUUCUCCCGGGAAGAGACCUACUGCAAUGAAAACUCUGGACACAAUUUCAACAAUCAAGUUGAAAAGGCGAAGAAAGAGAAAAACAGACAGGAUGUUGAAAAUAAGAAGCUCCUGUUCCGUCAGUACUCAGACAAGUAUGAAGAAGUCGACGCUGAGCUGCUGCAGCAGCUUCUGAAAGGUGACCAGAUAUCAGGAAGCUUCAGCAUCGACGCAUGUCGCAGCAUGGUGGCUCUGAUGGAUGAAUCUGGAGAUGGGAAGCUGGACAGUCAGGAGUUUGGUCAUCUGUGGCACAAGAUUAUGAAAUAUAAGCAAGUUUUUACCAAAAUGGAUGCUUCCCAAACGGGAACGCUGUCACUGACGGAGCUGAGGAACGCUUUGAGACACUCAGGUAUGAAUAUCAGCGAUGAACUGCUCAACCUGAUGGUGGUUCGCUACGGCGCCUCCUCGGGUCACAUGACCCUGGAGAACUUCAUCAGCCUUGGCAUCCGCCUGAGCCACAUGAACAAAAUCUUUUCAGAGCUGUCAGACGGGAGAAACGUUACCCUGUCCGGGUCAGAGUGGCUGUUCCUCUCCAUGUACACCUGACCCAGCAGGGAGAAGACAGGAAACAAGAUCUGCCGAAACACGUUGGAAUUUCAGAGGAAAAUUAGCUUUUUUCCUAUUUUUCAUACAAUCCUUCUGUGGUGAUUUACUUUGACUUGUCCUCCUUUAAAUGAUUACAUUUUGAAGAACUUCUGAGCUGCUUUCUCUUUUAUCACUUUAAUGUUUUAAUACAUGGAGUCCAUAUCCAGACUUGCUGGUUAUUUUUACUCCACAUUUGAUGUGAUUUGUCUUCAGUGUUGCUGAGCUUUUACCUGGCCUGGAGUUGUAGGCUUUCUUGGUAGUAAUAAUGCAUUUUAAAUUUUGGUACAUUUCUCUGCACUCAAAUUAAUAAAAUCAAAUAAUAAAAUCACUAGAAUAUAGAGCAAACGGCAUCAGACAGAAUAAACAGUUCUGAUGAAAAUUG
Molecule: messenger RNA, 1696 nt
Organism: Poeciliopsis prolifica (blackstripe livebearer)
Lineage: Eukaryota; Metazoa; Chordata; Actinopteri; Cyprinodontiformes; Poeciliidae
Product: calpain-9-like
Exons: 15
Coding region: 181-1275 (364 amino acids)
Biological process (GO): proteolysis
Cellular component (GO): cytoplasm
Molecular function (GO): calcium-dependent cysteine-type endopeptidase activity; calcium ion binding
Source: RefSeq, a predicted model, not a curated record